Coffea eugenioides is the source of this 781-nucleotide messenger RNA. RefSeq lists its product as uncharacterized. The record is from RefSeq and is a predicted model, not a curated record. Bases 137 to 586 code for a protein of 149 amino acids. NCBI's taxonomy places the organism in Eukaryota, Viridiplantae, Streptophyta, Magnoliopsida, Gentianales, Rubiaceae. The transcript has 2 exons.
CUUCCAUACAAAGCUACACACACUUCACAAAUCAAACCCAAACCAGGCACCGAAAAAGGCUUUUGAUUUCCCCCAUUUCCGUCUUCUACCUAUAUAUUAGGGUUACUAGGGUUUUGAGUUUUCGAUUUUGUUAGGAAUGGCGGCGACUAGUUCCAAGACGGAAGACCAACCGGCUGCUGCGGCUGGGGGUUUGAGGAAGCCGGUGUUUGUUAAGGUGGACAAUCUCAAGCCCGGGACUAACGGCCACACUCUCGUCGUCAAGGUCCUCAGUUCCAAAACAGUUUUGCAAAGAGGUAAGUCGGUGUCUCCGCACCUCAGGAAUACUAACAUUGCUGAGUGCCUUGUUGGUGAUGAGACUGCUUGCAUCCUUUUCACCGCCCGCAACGAUCAAGUUGAUGUGAUGAAACCUGGUACAACUGUCAUCCUGCGAAAUGCAAAGAUUGACAUGUUCAAGGGAACCAUGAGGCUAGCUGUUGACAAAUGGGGCCGAAUUGAGGUCACCCAGCCUGCUGAAUUUGAUGUGAAAGAGGAUAACAAUCUCUCUCUUAUUGAGUAUGAGCUGGUGAAUGUUGUUGAUGAGGAGUAACAGAGAUCUUUCUAAGAGUCAAUCUUAAACAUGUUAAGGUUACAUAGUAGGAGUCAUUUUCUUAUCUAGUUUAAUACAGUUACAUCCUUAUCUGGAUAUGACAGUUUCAAGGUGGCAAAAAGUUUCUGGGAAUCUUUGGUGAACCAUCUUCCUCCUUUAUGACUAUGGCUGUCAUAGCUGGGAGAUUGGCAGGCA